UUAGCCAAAUUUGAACAAUAGGAGGAAGAGCCUCGGAGUGAAACGACAUCGAAGAGGCUACUUUUCAUUUUCUUCCAAAUGAAGCAAUUUAUUUUCCCCAAAUAAUUCGCCGCCUUUCUUUCCUCCCUCCUAAAUUCACUCCUCAUUCCCAGUCUCCAUCUUCUGCUCCUCCGUUCCCUCCCCGUCGUCUCUCCGAUCGUCAUGCCGAAUCCCCACUAUCUCCACGCGCCGUUACGGACGUCGCCGUCUUCUUCAUCGUCGGCACAAUCUUUAGCCUCCAAGCUGAUCCUUCUACUCACAUUCCUUCCUCUGUCUCUGGCAGCUUUGGCCUUCGUUCUACAAUGGAAGGGGGACGGAGGACUCCUAACCGACCCGGCUUCCGCCACUGCUCGUUGGGCUCCACAGGGUUCUCAUAACAACCACGAGGUGUUUCCGGGGAUGGAAGCCUCCGCUGCGUCUCUGCUGUCUCCUAAACCACAUCAAUCGUCUGAUUGUUUGAGUCUUGCAAGGAGCGGGUCUCCAUCUUUUCCUUAUUUCCGUGAUUGGAAGUUCGAUUUUGUGGCCAAUCUGAGGCCCAAGAUCUGUGUAACUACAAGUACAUCAGCCGGCCUAGAUCAAAUUUUGCCUUGGAUGUUCUACCAUAAGGUUAUUGGGGUGUCAACGUUUUACUUGUUUGUCGAAGGGAAAUCAGCCUCACCAGGCGUUGCUAAAGUUCUUGAAUCUAUUCCUGGAGUGAAAGUGAUUUACCGAACAAAAGAGCUGGAGGAGCAACAAGCGAGAAGCCGUAUUUGGAAUGAGACAUGGCUGUCGAGUUUCUUUUACAAACCAUGCAACUAUGAGCUGUUUGUUAAACAAUCUCUCAACAUGGAGAUGGCUAUUGUGAUGGCCAGGGAUGCAGGUAUGGAUUGGAUACUUCAUCUCGACACUGAUGAACUCAUACACCCUGCUGGUUCUAGCGAAUAUUCUUUGAGGCAGUUACUUCUUGAUGUUCCUGGGGAUGUUGAUAUGGUUAUCUUCCCAAACUAUGAGAGCAGUGUUGAACGAGAUGAUAUCAAAGACCCUUUUAGUGAGAUCUCGAUGUUCAAGAAAAAUUAUGACCACCUACCCAAGGAUACAUAUUUCGGCAUGUACAAGGAAUCUACUCGUGGUAAUCCCAAUUACUUCUUGACUUAUGGAAAUGGGAAAUCUGUUGCACGGGUUCAGGAACAUCUUCGCCCAAAUGGUGCACAUAGAUGGCACAAUUAUAUGAAAACUCCAAGCGAGGUAAAGUUGGAGGAGGCUGCAGUGCUGCAUUAUACUUAUGCCAAAUUUUCGGACUUGACAUCUAGACGUGAUCGAUGUGGCUGUAAACCAACAAAGGAUGAUGUCAAAAGAUGCUUUAUGUUGGAGUUUGACAGAUCUGCCUUCAUCAUAGCUUCUACUGCAACCGAGGAAGAAAUGAGAAAUUGGUAUCAUGAACAUGUUGUUUGGGGUGACAAGGAUCUGAAGCUGAAACUCUUGAGGAAGGGCAUUUUAGCUCGCAUUUAUGCACCCAUGGCGAUAAUACAGGGUCUUAGGGAGUCUGGUGUGUUUAGCUCUAUCGUUGCAUCUGCCCCAUCUAUUAUUUCGAAGGACAAGUUUUCAGGAUCAGCUGAGAGUAGUAACUCGUCAAGAGUUUCUGAUACUCUACACUCAAACAAGAUCAGGAAAAGCAGCACAUUGAAUCAGACAACUGCUCGGAAAGUGCUGACAUUUAAGGCUACUGCAUUCAAUGAUGCAGCUGUGCCUCCACUGCCUCCCCCAGGAGCAACUGAUGACUUGGUACUUGUGGAAAAAGCUUGAUUCGUGUUCUGGACCGUAUGCUUGCUCUUUGGCCCUGUCUAGAAGAUGAUAUUGUUAGCGUUCAAGGGAAGAAUCAUGGUGGAAAAGAAAGAGCUCAGGAGGGGGAUUGUGUGUUGCAGUUGUAUGUAUUUGCGUUAGUUGGUUGGUUCUUCCCGAUCAUGAUCCAAGCGCACUUUUGUACAUGUAGAAGAGACACUGAUUCAUCCAUUCUUUCUGGGUCUCAACCUGACGUUUGAGACUGGACAGCUCGAUGUACCGUUACUUUGUACAGCAACCAGAGUUUUGGUAGAGCAAACAUAUUACCCAGAUUGAGUGCGAAUGAUGUCUGAGGUGAACGCAACUAUUGGCCAAACUUAAUCAAAAUAUCCGUUGUAC
Messenger RNA from Linum trigynum, 2196 nucleotides. The record is from the annotation of a GenBank genome assembly. Lineage: Eukaryota; Viridiplantae; Streptophyta; Magnoliopsida; Malpighiales; Linaceae.